UUGAAAUCCAUUUGGAAAUCUUGCUGCAUCGUAUUGGAUGGAAGAAACAUGAACUUAUCCCCUGAGUUGAAGAGAGGGUUUCACCUCCUUCGCGAUGGUGAUGUUGAGAGGCUUGUGGCUGAGCUGGGCUAUCUGGGUGAUAAUGGCCAAGCUUUGCGUCCGUUUUUGCCAUUUUUAGUGAGGGUUGCUUUGAUGCAAAACCCAGAAUGCAGUUCAAGCGAAGAUGCAAGUCGAGUACAAUUUUCAAUCUUGGCUGCUAUUGGUGAACUGGAAGCGGUGAAUAGCAUUGUGGCUUCGUUGUCGUUCGAUCGCGACGAUAUGAGGCGUGACGUAGAGAAAGAAAAGCUUAUGCGCUCUAAACAAAUCUCUUCUGGUGGUCUACCCGAUCAAGAUAGUCACCUGAUUCAGGGACUAAAACAACCCAUUGAAGUGGAGUUCGAGCAGGCACAUCCCACAAGAAAGCUCAGGUUGUUUAUGUGUGAGCUCCUGCGAUUAGUCUCUGUGGCUAACAGUCACAAUGGGAUUUGGUACCCAAUUUCGAAUGCUUUGUUUGACUGCCCGCUGUACUUCCAACAUGUGAUUGAUCUCUUGCAUCUGGCUCUCACUGAGCUGCAUUCGCUAGUGUCCUGUGCUGAAGUGACCAGUGUCUUGUUGCGUCUUGAGCAUGGCUGUGAGAUGUUGGUUCAGUUGGCUGCUGGGCUUCCACACUUUCAGCGCACAUUUUUGGAUACUGUAGUUGAGUACGCAUUUCGCGGCGGCGUGCCGGAAGUAUCACAAUCCUGGCGUGCCUGUAACCAGGCCAUGCAGGCACUGUGCCAGAUGGAUGCACCCCAGGCUGCUCUGCGCAUUCGUGAUCUGUGUGUGAAGACCGGCGGACCAGCCUGCUGUAUGCUACUGCUUACUGAUGAGCUGGCUAAGCACUCGCAAGAUAGCGUUAAUCUUCUUGCAGGCGGUGGCAGUGGUGUGUGGCUCGACUUCAUCACUAGUUUGCUCCUGCAUGAGAAGUCGGCUGCUAAGGACGCACUCAUACAAUACGUCAGCAGCUCGCAGAAGAAGGGCUCCCGCUUGCAGAAGGCAAACCCCGCUUUUGAAUCGCUACUGGAAAACAUCCAUCGGGAGUUGCUGGCGUUGUUCAUGGCAUCGCAUCCACAGACACAACUUCUCAGUGUGAUGAGCGGGGCCACCGCCAGUGAAGGUGUUAGCACAUCUGUAUCCGAGAUGGUCAUCGACAUGGGUAUCGGACGUGAUUCCUCAACCAUGACACAAGAGGCGGAUGGCAGUUUUGUUCACGAGGAAGUCAUGGACAUUGGUAUGCCUGUCAGUGACAAUGCUGCUGCUGGGCCCAGCUCCACCGCCGAUGCCGGUGGUGGUGGUGGUGGUGUUAGUGAUUCACUGAACGAUGGGUUCACCGAGGUGGAGGAGCUACCCUUCCAGAGCGGUGCAGUAACCGGUGAGACUGUUGAUACUCAUUCACUGACCUCUUUUCAACUCAAUGCCGCUGAUGAAGAUCUAUUCAAACAGUUUGACGGCAGUGUACUGGGCCUGGACGCAUCAGUGUUGGCACUGGCCCAAUCCUCAGCUAGCAUGGACGUUGACGGGCGACCACUGCUGCGAUUGCCUGAGUCUGAAACACAGCGUGCCUGCAAGCUGCUACGAUCCUUCUGUGCUCUGGUUGGUAUUGCUAACUUGCGCUUGUCGGGCGAGCAGACUGAACCAUUGGUACAGUUGAUUACAGCACGGCCACCGUUGACCGAGGCAGGUGCUCGGUUUGUGGAGCUCGCGCUGUGCACACUUCUGAUUUGCCCAUCACUUACUGGAGAUAUUGAGCACUCUCGAUGUGUGGUCGACUGGCUUCGGUGGCUACUAAAAGAGCAGCCAGCAUUCGACAGAGCACUGGGUAGUCAUGUACCUUACGGCGAGCUCUUGUUGCUGGUUGCUAUCCAUUAUCAUGGCGGCCAGUUGGAACGCAUUGUGGAGCUAGUCCGGCGAGUACUGGGUAUCAAUAUCACAAUAUCCAGCAGUCGGCUGAUUAGUGUCAAGAUGUUAUUCACACAAGAUGUGUUCACUGAGAAGGUUGUGAUGGAGCAUGCUGUACAGGUUGGGGUAACACCAUCACUGUCUGCACACAUGUCCAAUUACCUGCCUGUACACUGCCUCGUUGAGCUGCUUCAAGCCAGGUCUUUUGCACGACAUGCAACGAAACUCAAGGAAUGGAUCUACCGGCAAGUACUGGACUGUGCUGCACCCGUUCAUCCACUAGUGCCACAGCUACUGGAGGAGUUUGUCAAGACACUCAUCUUGCCAAUCCAGGGUGUUACCCAGCCGAGUGAAGGCGUCCACAAGGGCUUCUCGGACUCAGAAAUCUUAGCAGUAUUUAAAGAUGGCAGACACGAGACGUCGGCAACUAUUGGAAAUCGCACGCAAGGGCAGGCCACCAGCGCUUCCGUUACAACCGACUCUUCUUCAACAUCGGGUAGGCAUUCCGUUGCCAACGGAGAUGGGACCAUGGAUGCGUCGGACGGAGCAACACCUGCAACAUCCUGGCAUCACUCUCAAGCAGGAGGAGCAGCAGAUAGUCCUAUAGCUCAGCUGCUGAUACUCUACUAUGUCUUGAUGUAUCAUGACUGUCUGUUGGCCAAUCUGAAAAGCAUCAUGGCUAUGCCGACAGUGUCACGCAAUGCCAAUCCGGUAGCGCUGUCGUCGUUCUCGCUCGUUUCCAAGAUGCCCGUUAAGCGACUGCUGGUGUACGCGCGCACUUCACCGCGCAACGUUGGCAGCCUGUACUCGCGCCUGCUACGUCUUCUUCUCACUCACUUACCUCAUCUAUGCCUGACUCAAGAUUGGCUUGCUGAGGACAGUGAACUACUUGGUCCUGCCUAUCAUCCUGCACACAACUCCUCGCACCCAGCAGCAGCAGACCAUACUCACAAGAAUAACUCAUCCCUACCGGACCAGCAUAACAAGAAAUCGUCAUCUCGCAACUUCAAUGGCUGGCUUUCGUCACUGGGUCAACGUCGAGUUCGACUACCCACUCCUGAACAGCUGCGCAGUGCCUACAGCACAGUUUGUCAGGAUCCCGCAUUGUGUACCAGCUACAUGAAGUGCUUGUGUUCAUUGAGAGAUGCACCUCAACUCCUGCCUUACCUGGAUACUAUAGUGGGUGCACUGCCCAAGUUACUUGAUGUGCGUACUCCACGUGUGGUCAUCACCAGUACAGCUACUCUCUGGACACGACUCAGCUCUGUAUCACCUGGACAGCUAUGGGUGGGUACAGUGAAUGCGUUACAUCAGAACACUGCUGCACCGCUGACAGCAGGCAAUAUGACACCACCACUCCUAGCAUCACAUGCACAAUACACUGAAGAGGACCUCGUUGCCAAUCCUUUGUUGGUGCUCUCUUGUCGACGUGAAGUUUUCAGAUGUGCGGUGAUAUUUGACCUAGUCUGCAGAGUUCUCAUGGCCUACCUAGCAGCUAGCCGUGCAGACCUGACUGAGCAUUCUCACAGUCAACUGGUACUGGCACAUCGCCGUAGUACCACCGGUGCCAACAUUGCCGUCAUGGAGCAUGAGAGCGAGGAGAUUCGCUCCGCCAUGUGCUCCACCCAAGACAGUCUUGCUGUGCAGUUGCUCAUUGAGGUGUGCGCUCCAAACAAGGAGGAGAUGUCAUCUGGGAAAGCCGACAGUGACCUAAGUGCUCUUACUGAGAUCCGUGGCAUUGUGUCCAGUGUUUUGCACCAAAUGUUCAUCGAUGAUCCUAGCAUUGCCAAGCUGGUGCAUUUUCAGGGAUAUGAUGAGCGUCUACUGCCUGUCUUCAUUGCAUCUGUCCCGUCCAUCUACAUCUGUGUGGAUUUCAUCCCCGAGCUGCUCAGUCAACCACAGCCUGACAAACAGAUAUUUGCACUUCAGCUAUGUUUCCACCUGUGCUCACAUUACCCGCUACCGCGUACCCUGUCGGUGGCGCGCAGUGCUAUGUCACAUCUCUCUGGCAUUAUCUCAACGCGUUCACUGGACGAGUACUCCAGCGUGUUCCUGCCCGUGUUGCCCUCGCUGACACGGGCAUGUCGAGUUCUGCCUGCGCUGCUGGACGAUGCAGUGCCGCUUGUCGGGCGACUCGGCCGCAUUCUCAACACCACACUACCGAGAAUCUCCACAUCCGCACUCCUCACUCCGCCGGUUAGUCCAGUGUGGAAAACAGACACCAUGACGGAAGUCUCUAGUCUUGCACAGACAGGGGUACAGCAGCAGCAGCUGUUGCAAGCCCUCCAGACUGUGUUCAAUGCAGUAUAGAUUAUGUAUUAGGAAUCACCAGACCGUUCCAACAGCAUACGAAACAUAGAUUCUAGCUAGCUCUGUACCCGAAUUAUCAAUCAACACCAUGAAGACACACGAAACACUCACACACUGAUAAAAACAUGAAUCGUUCGUCAUGAAGUCCCAUGAAAUACACAGAGCAUUUUCUCUCCCUCGCUCUCUCCCUGGUUGUCUAUUCAGUAACUUUAGUACUAGUACCAAGAGUAAGCUCCUGUACUCUUGUUAGUACCUCAAAAUAUUAUUCGCUACAUUGUAUUGCUGGCUCUGGUUGUGCGCGUGUGUGUGUGUGCAUGCUUGUCUGUUUACUAAAGGUCCAUACAAUGUAUAUUUUCCAGUGAUAAAACCAUUCUCAUUUUUUUGUUAAGUGAAUACUCCGGUUCAA
Sycon ciliatum is the source of this 4693-nucleotide messenger RNA. RefSeq names its product integrator complex subunit 2-like. Gene Ontology annotation, cellular component: integrator complex. Bases 49 to 4287 code for a protein of 1412 amino acids. The transcript is spliced from 20 exons. Lineage: Eukaryota; Metazoa; Porifera; Calcarea; Leucosolenida; Sycettidae. Gene Ontology annotation, biological process: snRNA 3'-end processing. The record is from RefSeq and is a predicted model, not a curated record.